GACCAGAGCAGGCAAAUAAAACUCGCUGCAGCUAAGAAAAAGCUGAAGGAGUUUCAGCAGAAGAGCUCCCCUGCUAGUGGUGGAGGAGAAAAGGGAGGUGGAGGAGGAGGUGGAGCAGGGGCCAAGAAGAAGAGGAAGGUGAAGGGACUGAGCCAACACGAUGCACCAUCAACAGACAGAAACUCUCCGGACAAUACCUUUGCUGACUCGGAGGCCAUGGGGUCCUCAGUUCCCCAGCUGCUGGAGGACCCAAAGGGGGAGCCUGAUCACAGCUCACCUGUGUCUAACUCUGCUAGCGCUAACACUACUACUAACCCUGAGUCUGUCGGUCACAACACUGACCUGCAGGACUAUCCCGAUACCAACGGCAAUGAGAGUUUAACAGAGGAGAAUAGACCACUGUCUUCCACAGAGAGCCUGCGACAGCUCUCACAGCAACUGAACGGCCUGGUCUCUGAGUCAUCUGCUGCAUAUGUGAAUGGGGAUACUGCAUCUCCUGGCAAUGAGAGAGAACUGGAGAUUCGGAACCAGGAGCUGGCAGCCGCCCUGGAGUCCAGCAACCUAACAAACUCUCAGCUCAAUACCAAGCUAGACCAGCUGGUACAGCAAUCUCAAGGGCUCUCAGAUCAGCUACAAAAGGAGCGAAAAGAUUUUGAACAGAGAUUUUCAAGAGAGCAGGGAGCCAUGCGGGAACAAUUACAGGUUCACAUCCAGACUAUUGGUAUACUGGUAUCAGAGAAAUCAGAGCUACAAACAGCACUACAAUACACACAACAGGCUGCACGGCAGAAAACAGCUGAGACAGAGGAGUUGAAUAACCGUCUGCAGGCAACAAGGCAGAGAGUGUCAGAGCUGGAGAGAACUCUCUCCUCUGUCUCAACACAGCAGAAACAGUUUGAAAAGCACAACAAAGAGCUUGAAAAGGAGAGAGACAACCUGAGGCUAGAGAUGUUUAGACUUAAUAAUAUGAGUGAAGAGUCGAAGCAGCAGAACUCGGAGAUGUCGGAGCAGCUGAAGCUGAGUACCCAAGAGAAUGGAGCAAUGAGGCUGGAGGUGGAAGAUCUUCGCAAGAGACUUGAGAUAGCUGACCUCAUGUUGCAACAGUGCUCCAAUCAGUCAGAUCCCACCAGUGCCAACCAGCAGGUCCAGUUACUGCUGGAAGAGAAGCAGCAGCUGGAGGCACACAAUCAACAGUUGUUGGAGUCGAUUGCCCAGCUGCAGACAGAGAGGGACUGUUAUGCAGAGCAGAUUCAGGAGGAAGGACGUGUAUGGAAGGACAAAACAGAACAGCUGCUAACACAGGUGUCUUUGGUCGCAGAGGAGAGGGACAGAAACAUUAGCCGAGUCCAAGAACUGGAAGCCAGCAUCGCAGAGCUGAAAAAUGCUGCAGCAUUAUUGUCCCAGGAGAGAGAGGCUCGGGAUAUUGCAGAAACUCAGUCCUCGGGACCAUCAGAGAGUGAGGUGGCUCUGCAGGAGGCACUCAGCACUCUACAACAGGAGAAAGACGCUCUUACAGCACAGUACCAAGCACAGCUGCGAGAUAAUGAGCAGCUGAGCCGCCUCUGUGCAGAACAGGAGACGCGUCUGGGGGAGCUGGAGCGGCAGGUGGGCAGCCAAGUCCAGGAUGAAGGGGACCGCCGGCGCAUGUUGGAGGAUGUUCAGUCAGACAAGGCCACUAUUAGCCGUGCUCUCACCCAGAACCGGACACUGAAGGACCAGCUGGCUGAGCUACAGAACGGUUUUGUCAAACUGACUAAUGAGAACAUGGAGCUGACCACUGCCAUCCAGUCAGAGCAACACGUGAAAAAAGAGCUGGCUCGUAGAAUGGGUGAACUGCAAGAGGCACUGCACAAUGUCAAGGAGCAGCUGGAACUUAAAAGUAAGGAGACUCAGGCUCUGAUGGAGCAGAGGGACCAGGUAGUGGCCUACCUGCAGCAGUACAGUGCUGGCUACCAGACCCUGGCCUCAGAGAGAGAACAGUUCCACCGCCAGCAUCUGCAGCAGAUCCAGCUCAUGGACCGACUGCAGCAUGAUGAAAGCCAGGGCCGCUUGCAACUGGAGAUCAGUCACAAUCAGCUCAAACAAGCGCAGGAGCAUUUGGAGCUGUUAGCCAGAGACAAUGAGCAGUUGAAGGCUGAGGUGAAGGAGCUGCUCAACAGCUCAGCUCUUGCCUCGUCAUCUAGAGACCAAGGCGAUGGAGUGGAAAGCCAGUCCAUGCAAGAGAGCCCAAAGAAGUCCUCCUCCAUAGUUAUCCCAGAAGACUUUGAGAGCCAGAAGGAGAUGGAGGAGUUUAUCCGAGGAGCUUUGGCUCAGUUGGAGGCCGAGAGAGAUGAGGCCAGAAGGCAAUUGGAGGAAGAGCACAGGCUCCACAUGGCAGCCCGGCACCAGACCGCUGUGGCCCUCAGCCUUGAACACCAACACUACAGCCACAAACCUGUUCAUGACCACCAUCACGAGCAUCAUGAGCAUCACAAGCACGAUCACUCGCAGGGCCAACAUAGUCAAUGUGAACAUAGUCAUGAGCAUUCAGAAGGAGGAGUACCUGUGGAAGUUCAUCAGGCCCUGCAAGUUGCCAUGGAGAAGCUUCAGCAUCGUUUCACCUCCCUCAUGCAGGAGAAAGCUGACCUGAAGGAGAGGGUGGAGGAGUUGGAGCACCGCUGCAUCCAGCUGUCUGGAGAGACAGACACUAUAGGGGAGUACAUAGCCCUGUACCAGAGUCAGCGGGCCAUUAUGAAGCAGAAACACCACGAGAAGGAGCAGUACAUCAGCAUGCUGGCUCAGGACAAGGAGGAGAUGAAGAUGAAGCUGGCUGAGCUGCAGGAUCUGGUGAUGAGGCUGGUGGCUGAGAGGAACGACUGGUACAGCCGCUACACCGGAGCUGUGGCCGGCGCAGGCACAGUGAACCCAGACCUUCUUCCUGUCGGGGAGGAUCACGCUCACCCAGAGCACCAAGCACACACACACGUAGAGUUUAAUGCUGUCAGUGGAGCAGAAGCCAUGGAGGUCAUUCCUCUGUCGGAGCCCACCACAGACCUGGAAGCCUCCUCGUCCCAGACGCUUUCGACCGCGUCGGCCCACGCUGACUCCAAGUCCCAGGGGCCCAAAGAAGACGGCACAGCCCAGCAGAUCAUGCAGCUGCUCCAGGAGAUCCAGAACCCCCAGGGAGCACUAAGGUCACCCCACUUCCUCGGAGAAAACCCCUGCAUCCCCUUCUUCUACCGGCCUGAUGAACAGGACGAGGUCAAGAUCCUGGUGGUGUGAGUUGCGGGUGUGAAGGAGGCUGGUGUGUAUGUGUGAGAGAUAUUGGACAUGUCUUGAAGUCUGGGGAAUAUUAAACACCACAGUUUACCGUCUUUGUAGCUUAUUUAUCAUAUUCAUAAACACUUUGACACCCUGCAAAACUGGUCACUGGUCUUUGACCCAAUUACAUGAAAAUGUCCCCUCUCUGUUCUGUGCGUUGGCACUAAUGUGUGCAUGGUUAAAAGUCUUUUCUAUUUGUCGUUUUUAUGUUUUGGGGGUUGUUUUUGUCUAUGAUGCUCUUCCCAGAGAAGAGAUGAUCAGUAUUCCUUAAUGUAAUCUGAUAAGUCUCCUUACCACAAUUUUUAAUUCCCAUCCUUCCUCUCGUCUCCCGUCUUACACAUAAGUGCAAUAAAGGGGGCCGUAUAUUCUGCCUCCUCGCUGAUAAAGUACUUAAAGAGCUGUCAGAAAAUUAGCAGCGUGUUCGUGUGCAACUUAAUUUUAGUGCAAAUCUCAGUUUUACACAAUUCACUGUACAAAUGCCAAAAAAAAGAGCAUCACGUUUGAAUGUAAUAACGAGAAUAUUUACCUGUGUGUCUGUGUAAUGACGAAAUGUGAGGAGAGCGGAUGAUGGUGAAAAGGCGGAGAAGAGACGGAGAGUGAGGUGUUAAGUUAAGUCGGAAAAGAAACUCGGUGCACAUAAUAGCUUUUGAACUGAAGGCGCCGUUCUGUUCCAAAGUGAAGAGCUCGCUAGUUACAUGAUCAGGUUGGGGAAGGUGGAGGCCGGUGUCGCAGAUUGGUACUGUCCCUGAAACUACCUUUUCUCUACAUUGUCUUUUUGCUCCAAACACUGAAAAAGAAGUCGUAUGUUUGUACAGUGCGAAAUGUUAAUAUAUGUGAAACCUUUGUGUUGUGACGUCACACAUCCUGUAAGAGGAGUCACCACCGUUACAAAAAGGUGGUUUCUGAGUCAUUAGGGGAGAGAUGCAAUUUAGAGACCCCAUGAAGAAAAAAACUAAUCAGUCAAAGUUAUUAAGCCAUUUUUUUCUGAUUAGUUGCUGAAACAGUGGAGAAGCACAUCUUCACACUGUAAUUCAGAUAAAUAAUAGAGCUUGGGGUGCGGUGCCAGGGCCUGCUUUCCAACUAUUGUUUUCUGCUUUAUCUUUGCCAUUAGUGUGAGGAAGUUGCAGGAAGUUUGGUGUUAAAAUCUCUUCAUCUGCACUCAUAGUUCACCUUUCUUCUUCAGUUAUUCUACCCCACAGUAUCAUCACUCAAGUCAUGAAAAUCUAUAUAUAUAUUUAUUUCCUCGUCAGAGAUGCUCAUCCAUAACUGAGCUCUGACCUCUAUUUCAUGGGGUCUUUAAGUUUGUAAUCAAAUUGACACUAUUAAUAAGAGCCUGUUCUGUUCUGUUACGUUUGCAUGUAGUUCCACAUAUCAAAGAUGACUCGAUGCACAUCAUUUACAACUGGACUGUGAGUGUAUGUGAUGCGUGAGUGUAAUCCAGACCGUUUCCUCUUCAACCGAAGUCCCAUCUGUUUUUUUUUUUUUUUUUGUAGGGUUCUAUCGGAUAAUAUAAGUAUGAUUGCACUAAAACUGUACAAAGCUUCUCAUUCAGCUCUGUCCCCUCUGGCUGGUUGGACCGAUGACGGUUCUAUCAUAGAGCCUCUUAGCUGGCUUAAUAAUGUCUGGAGAAAAAGGAGAAUCCUAUGAAGCCUCUCUCUUAAGCUGAGGGUUCCAGUUGAAGCAAAUUGAAUUGAAAGUGUGUGUGCGUGUGUGCAGCGUUGCACUUAGAAUAUGAAGGAGGACGGUGUGUAAAUAUAAAUAGAAGGUAAAUUAAAUGAGAUUGCUCACUUCAAGAAGUCGUGAUGUUAUUCCCGAAAGAGAGGGACCAAUCAGAAUUUGAGAAAAUGAACAACUCUUUCCAAAACUGGAGGACAAAACUAAUCAGCUUUGUCAUGUUCAUAUUUUGACCAACAACACUUGAGUAAACCUCGUUUGGGCAUUAAAAGGGUCCCAAGAUCUGGACCGAUGUUUCAGGCUUUAAGAGAUGCUCAUAUUCACAAAUGUAGAUUGGAGGAUGAAUUGUUUGGCAUCUUCAUUGAGAACUACACAAUCACAGCUGAAUUAUUUUUUAUUUUUUUUCCAUUUCAGAUCAAAUCUUGGCAAAGGCCUCUGUUUUGUGAGAGUCUUUCCAUGAUUUGAAUAUGCAAGGUUAUGAGGGUCUCACUGUAAGUCAUACAAAAAAAAUAAAAAUAAAACACAAACUACUUUUGGAGGUAUUUUUACCCUCUUAUUUGGACGUCUUUUAAUUUUUAAGAUCCUCUUUGUUGUGUUCACUUUGAAGAAGAGUAGACAUUGGCGUCAAAUAUUAAAUUGCACGCUUGAUAUUUAUCCCUGAAAGCAACGGGACAGAAGGCAUUGGUGGUAUUUUAAACCUAUUAUAGGAAGCAAAAUGUAAUUAAAAUAUAAGGUAUGUGGAGGCCAUAUUUACUUGGUGUUUUUUUACAGGGAAAGUAAACAGCACUGUGUCUACCCUAAACCACAGCACUUUAUAAGUAAACGCUGUGGUUUCUCUCAUUCUUGAUUUUUUUUUUUUUAAUUCCUCGCUUCAUAGCAUUCUGUCACUUUUUUUGUUUCCUUUGAAACAUGCCGCAAAGUAUGAUUUUCCUUCAUUUUGUUUCUGGGAGUGGGCAGAGAGGUAAAUAUACAAUAAAAUCCUUGUAGUGUUGUUUCGGGGCUUGUAAAAUAACAAAUAAAACAACUUCCCACGCUUUCUAAUUCACUGUUAAAUAUGUUAUGCGUGAUUGAAAGAACUAGCAGUGAGAAAGCAUUUAUUGUCUUUACUGUAAGAGAGGUGGUGUAUAUACUGUAACUGUGUAAGAUAUUGUAUAUUCAUUAUGCCUGGUGUGUGGGGGGGAAGCUGCUCUGCCAUGUUUACUGGCAGCGUGGACUGCGUGUAUGUCUGUUAGUUCAGAGUCGGGCGUUGGCAGUUGGCUGUGAUUUAAUACAAAGAUUGACUAAAAAAAGAAAAUAUUAUAUUUAUUUGGUAUAAGUUAGUAUCUCAACUAAUCAGUUUUAAUGUAAAAUAGAAGUGACUGUUGGAUGGAAAAUAAUUAUUAUUCAGAGAACUGAUCUGUUUGAGGGCUGCUUCUGACAGAAGCUUACUGAUUUUUUUUUUCCUUGAGUAAUAUUUUCUCUCCUUCUCCUGAAUAAAACUGAUUGAGCGACUUACA
Molecule: messenger RNA, 6470 nt
Organism: Morone saxatilis (striped sea-bass)
Lineage: Eukaryota; Metazoa; Chordata; Actinopteri; Moronidae
Gene: golga2
Product: golgin A2
Biological process (GO): Golgi organization
Cellular component (GO): Golgi cis cisterna; cis-Golgi network; Golgi apparatus
Molecular function (GO): protein binding
Source: RefSeq, a predicted model, not a curated record